Molecule: messenger RNA, 1257 nt
Organism: Scutellospora calospora
Lineage: Eukaryota; Fungi; Glomeromycota; Glomeromycetes; Diversisporales; Gigasporaceae
Source: the annotation of a GenBank genome assembly
AUGAUAAUUAUAAUAAAUGACGGGUUUUGGCGAAUAAAGGUUUCACAGUGGGAAUAUCAAUUAGAAUAUUUUUCAUCCACUGCCAAUGUACUGGCUGUGGACUUGUUAGGAUGUGGAAAGAGUGAUAUUUCAAAAAGAUUUGAUGAUUACAAAACUGAAUCUUUGGUCGAUGAUCUUGAAGAACUUUUGAAACGUUAUCCUAGUGAAACUUUGGCAUUCAUUUGUCAUUCGUACGGUUGUUGUCUAGGUGCGUUUUUGUACCAGCGAUUCAAAAAUACCGUCAAAUCUAUGACAUUCAUUUCGGUUAAAGCCGAAAUAAGUGAAAAAGAAUUAUCGCAACGAAAAACUAUUCAGUCCUGCCCUGAUAUUUUUUUUGAUAUUUUCCGCGUUAUGUUUGAUCGUCGCGGUGGAAUCAACUCUAAAAGUGUCAAUCGUAUGUUACAUAAAGAUGCGAGUGUUGGAUUGCGAACAAAACAGUUACAGUGGAAUAAACAAUCAAGGACAUUUGUGUGGAAACGAAUGCUUAGUGGUUUGAAAUGGAUAACUUGUGAUGAUAUUCGCGAGAUUCAAUGUCCAUUAUUACUCAUAUCAGGUCAAGAGGCAGGACAUCAUCCAAUGGUGGAGAAACCUGAUCUGGUCAAUUUGAUAAUCAACCAUUUUCUUAUAAAAGUGUGUGGAUUGGAUACAGUUGACCCUGCAUGGCAAAUCGUUUAUAAAACGAAAGAUGAGAACAAGUGGUCUAUGAAGAACUAUCAAAAGUGGAAACGAACUCCAACGAUAGCUGACCGAACUGUCAAUAAUACAUUAUUUAGACCAAUGAAGGUUAUGCGGCAGAAUGAUGAAGAACAUUCUCCAGAAAUAUUUAUUGCGCGACAUCCAGAAGUAGGAUUUAUCAUUGAUAUAACCAAAGACCCACCGCCUUAUAAAACAUGCGAUUUUGAUAAUUCGCAUAUUACAUAUAAUAAACUCAGUACUGCAAGUAAAAUCCCACCAUCACGUGAAGAAGUACGGAUGUUUAUUCAAAUUGCCAAUGAAGCGUGGAGAAAAAAGCCUGAUAAACAAAUAGCUGUUCAUUGUCAUUAUGGGUUUAAUCGUACAGGGUUUAUGAUCUGUUGUUACAUGAUCGAAGAAUUGCACAUCUCAGUAAAUGAUGCGAUUAACUAUUUUCAAGAGGCAAGACAGCCGAGUGGUAUCAAACAUCGUCAUUUCAAGGAGGAACUAUAUUUACGCUAUGAGCCACCUCCUAGAAUUGUUUGA